GAACUUCUACUUCAAGCCAGCUAUUCACUCUCGGAUACAACGCUGCAAGCAUAUGAUGUCUACGGCAAGAUCCACACAGUUAAACUGCAAUAUGUUUUGUACAAGGAGAAAGUUGGCAUCCGGCCAGGGCAGAUUACUCGUCUUGUGGACGGUCAUAUCACUAAGUACGGACUACCGCUAGAGCACACCGCCCAAUGUACGGUCCUGCUCAAGUUCGGUUCACUCACGUACGGUGAACUGCAGUCGUUUGUGGCCACUAUCGAGGACGUGCUAUUCAAGUGUCCUGCCAAACGAGACACCAAACCUGUCUAUAAGCAAGACGAAAUUCAUUGCUACGACGAGUAUUCCGCCUAUGUCGACAAAGAAGGGGUGCUUUCGGAUCAGAAAGCCAGGGUGCGGCUGUUCUGCCUCGCUUUUGUAAGCGGCUCUCCGUUCUUGGAAAUUGGAUUGAACGAUAGGAGAAGGCAAGGAAAGGAAAUUGUGCGGCGAAAAGAUAUCCUACCGAUGUACACGGAACGAUGGAUCCGAUUUGAAGAUGUGGAAUUCCACUCUACAGUAGAUAAAGCAGCUUUUGAAAGUGAACAAGUCAUGCGAUUCCGCAUUCGUCCACCAAGGAAUAGGGAGAAAGCCCUGACCAUCAAGUCUGUAAUGAAGAUUGCAGGAUCAAAAGUGGAAAUCCGUAUCGAGGCGAUGGCAGCUGCACAAAUUGAGAAGAGUCGAGGAGGAAAAAGUACACGAAGACAAAUUCCGUGUGAAGACAUCGCUAUCCGAUUUCCCAUCCCAGAAGCCUGGAUCUACAUCUUCAGGGAAGAGCGACAUUGGGGUGUUGGAUCUGUUCACUCAAAGAAAUUGCGGCCAGGAAAAGUCAAG
Molecule: messenger RNA, 870 nt
Organism: Ostertagia ostertagi
Lineage: Eukaryota; Metazoa; Nematoda; Chromadorea; Rhabditida; Trichostrongylidae
Source: the annotation of a GenBank genome assembly